This is a messenger RNA of Elaeis guineensis (African oil palm), 1253 nucleotides long. Its product is annotated as tryptophan synthase alpha chain. Gene Ontology annotation, biological process: L-tryptophan biosynthetic process. Gene Ontology annotation, molecular function: tryptophan synthase activity. The record is from RefSeq and is a predicted model, not a curated record. Gene Ontology annotation, cellular component: chloroplast; cytosol. Lineage: Eukaryota; Viridiplantae; Streptophyta; Magnoliopsida; Arecales; Arecaceae.
CAACCUCUAUAAGAACUCCCAGGGUGUGGUUCACUUUAAGAACAUUUUCUUUCGUCCUAGCUAACACAAUGGCCCUCGUACCAAAUACCAGCUCCCGUUUCAUUUCCCCAGUAUCAUCUCGAGUCUAUAUUCCUCCCACCAACCAACUUUCAAAGACUGCUGCUCCCAGCCUCGCUUCCCCGGCGCUCACUCCUCCCACAAGCCUAGCCCUGAAGACUUCUCUCAGCCUCUCUUCUCCGGCGCUGAUCGGGAUCUCCGAAACCUUCUCCAAUUUAAAGAAACAAGGGAAAGUUGCAUUUAUACCUUACAUUACCGCUGGUGAUCCUGAUCUAUCGACGACGGCAAAAGCACUGAAACUACUUGACCGUUGGGGGGCGGAUAUAAUUGAGUUGGGCUUGCCCUACAGCGAUCCUUUGGCAGAUGGUCCCGUAAUUCAGGCUUCUAGUAAACGGGCCCUAACAAAGGGGACAAACCCACGCGCUGUCUUUUCCAUGUUAAAGGAGGUGGUCCCUCAAUUAUCUUGUCCAAUUGCAAUAUUUUCAUAUUACAAUCUCAUAGUCACGCAUAACAUGGACUGGUUCACAUCUGCCUUAAAAUAUUGUGGUGUACAAGGUCUUAUUGUACCAGACCUUCCUUUCGAAGAGAGUGCAAGUUUGAGAAAAGAAGCCACUAGGAAAAAUGUUGAUUUGGUCCAGCUCACCACACCUACUACGGAAAAACAUAGAAUGAAAGCAAUUGCUGAAGCUUCAGAAGGAUUUGUAUAUCUUGUGAGCUCUGUUGGAGUUACUGGUGCACGUCCAUCCGUGAAUCCACAAGUACAAUAUCUCUUAGAGGAAAUUAAAGAGGUGACCACAAAACCUGUCGCAGUUGGCUUUGGCAUAUCAAAACCAGAACAUGUUAGACAGCUUUCAUUAUGGGGAGCUGAUGGUGUGAUCGUCGGUAGUGCCAUUGUUAAACUAUUAGGAGAAGCCAAUUCUGCUGAAGAAGGAUUGAGGCAUGUUGAGUCCUUUAUGACAUCCUUAAAAAAAGCUCUCCCCUAAGUCAGCUAUCAGCCGUUACUUAAAUGAUAGCUGUCAAUUGGAAUGGUAAAUAGUCAGUCUGAUGGGGAGAGUGUCUAUGAUAAGGGUCAUCAUCUUUCAGGAGAAAGAUCUUAUGUCAAUAAUUGUGAAUUGAAUUUAUAUCCUGUAUGUUUGUCAUAGCAAGGAUGUUAUAAGUCCUUUUUCUUUAAUAAAUAAGUAAAAAGUUAUUGAAAG